Sporothrix brasiliensis 5110 is the source of this 3468-nucleotide messenger RNA. RefSeq lists its product as uncharacterized. NCBI's taxonomy places the organism in Eukaryota, Fungi, Ascomycota, Sordariomycetes, Ophiostomatales, Ophiostomataceae. The transcript has a single exon. Bases 1 to 3468 code for a protein of 1155 amino acids. The record is from RefSeq and is a predicted model, not a curated record.
AUGGACGACCUACGCACCUUACAACCGAAUCCAUUCAAUACGCCUUUUGACGACCAUGACGAGCAAGCCAGCCAUGGCAACCAUGGCAACCAUGACAACCUCGGCAGCGGCCACCACCAUACCGAGACAUCGACUGACCGCGAGGAAUGGGAGGAUUGGGAUAGCGAUUGUGACGAGGAGAUCCCUGGCGGCCGUGACGAGCCGCUCGACGACCUUCAUGGCGAAUAUCCGCCACUGCUUGCAACAAUAGAAGAAGCGCCCGACACGCCAGCCGACUCUCGCAACCCAACGUCCAUGACCAAAACCAGGACCUUUUCUUCCAGACGCUCUCGAACAAGUACCACAAUGUCGACCGCCGUCGUACUUCCCGCACACCAUGCGGGGCCGAAUCCGUCCCGGCUCAAGUCGCGUGCCCGUCAGAAGGCGCAGAACGCAAAGGCCGGCAUCCGCCUGGUCACCGACAUGAGCAAACUGCGCAAACAGCAGCAACUGCAGCAGCAGCAACAGCAACAACCCCCUUCAGGACCCGGAAAAUUCGUCGAUGCGGCCGCUCUCCUCGCCCUUGAGGGCAAGCCGUCUGAGUCGUCCAUUGGCACCUGGCACUGGCGGAGGCGAAGAGCCAACAGCAACGGAAACGGAAACAGCAACAAAACCGGAAAGUCUGGUUCACCGGCUGUCGAGCAUGGACAGGACCUUUCUCCCAAUGAUCGCCCUAUUGUCAUUGGCAUCAGCCUACCCGAGGACGACCUCGUGGGCCGCACGAUCAGCCCACAGACGGCCACCAUCGAAACUCCGAUCAAUAUCCCAAUAUACCAUGGUAAAGGCACCACCGCCCAGAACUCGCAGCUCAAUCAGAUGUCUACGUUGUCGCCGCAGGCGCCAAUGCAGUCGGUCUGGUCGCCGGAUACCGAGGAGGGCUCGCCACGCAGCGCCGGUGCUUCUACCUCGCGUGUUGCAUCCAGUAUCUACUCCCAGUUCACUGGUCAAUCUGUAACUGCACAGCCAGCCCCACCUGUUCCCAGCCUGCCAUCUGCCUACCGUGACGCACUUGGUGUGGGAAUCGCGCCAACAAACACGAUAACGGCAAGCCAUGAUAGGUCGGCACGACACGACAGCCUACGUCUCCACGACGUGGAUGAUUUUGACAACGACACGCCCAUUACGCUUUUUGAAGAGGACGGCAGCCCGGCAUCGUACAAUCGACUGUCCAGGUCUCGCGGUCGCCAUGUCCGGUCAAUGGCAAACACAAUUGACACUACACGCUCGGGGUGGUGGGACCACGUACAGACCCCAUUUACGGAGCAAGCGGCACACUCGUUCAUGGCAAAGGCUUCUUCACCUCUUACACCAGCAUCGGCCAAGUCGCCUCUAUCGGCGGCAUCUCUGCACGCCAGGGACGUGAUCCCGGCAGUUCCUGCUCUACCGCCUACAAGCACUGUUUUACCUGCACAAACGACAACCACAUCUACUACACCCAUCUCUCCCCUUCUGACACCGGAGGAAGAAUGGUGGAAGAGAAGCACCGCCGAUGAAAAGAAUGCCGUGUCCACUGAGGCACAAAAGCCCGCUCUGGGCAUCUCCACCUCCAUUGCCAAUUCCCAUUUCUACCGUGUCAAUGAGCGUUCGCCGACCGUCGCUUCGUCCUCUCGAUCUGCGGCGCCUGCGCCUGCACAGCGUGUCGUUACUCCUCGUCUCACGCCCAGAAUUGUCCAGGUAUCCGAAAAGGCCAAUGCGGCGCCAUUGACCGGACGCAGUGUGCUGUCUGAUCGUGGCGACCGGGGUCGACGAACACCAUCCGAAGCUCCCCCACCCUACGAGCCGCCGUCGCGGCCCGAAAUGACGGUCCGGUAUCGUGCCGUAUUCCCGCCGGGUCACCCUCUGCGUGUGGAUUUUCCACCUUCUCCUGGUCCAGUGUCUCCCGGCUUGGCACAUACCAUGACAUCGCAGGGUGGCAUCCACAUGUCCGAUGUGCCUUUAACACCUGCUGGUGUGCGGAGCGCCGCCGCCGCCGCUGGCACUCCACUGCCUACCCGGCCAUCGGGCGCACUUCUGCCAGGUACUGCAAUGGUGGCGUCCAAAGCAGCCACCAAAGUCGAGCGGUCUCGGCGCCGGCAUGAGAAGGAAGAUGCGGCUGCCAUGCGUGCGGGUAGCUUGUGGCGAGGGCGUGGCUGUUUACCAAACAGUGGCUGCUUUGGUCGUAAGGGUGGUCGUGAGACCAGACGACGGCACCGUCUUAUCUGCAUGGCCGUUAUUGGCACUUUAGUCCUCCUGUUCGCUCUUAUCACUGUACUGGCCGUUACUCUGUCCAAGAAGCAUGCCGCGCCUGCAGAAGAGUCCUCAAUCUGGCUCAACAUCACUGGAUUCCCACCUAUCCCGACUGGUGUGGCGACUGUCAUUGGCACGGACAACGCCGUCAACAAACCAGGCUGCGUAUCCCCAACGUCGCUUUGGAGCUGCACGCUUCCCAAAGAGCAGCAGUCCGGCAACGGGGCAUUCUCCGGGGAUGAGCCAUCGUUUUUCCUUGAUAUCCAGUUCGACAACAGCACAAAAAAGCUAUGGGACGUCCCAGCCGGAACCAUCCCGACACCUAUUCUCCCUGCUACAGGGAAGGCAACUGCCACGGCCACGACCACCGCGACCACCGAGCCGUUUGAUGCUGGGUUUACGCCGCAACCCGCACCGCCUUCGUUCCAGGAGUUGUGGUUCCUCGGCAAUACAACCGAUGGAAUUGUAGCCAACAAUAAGGCUGGCGAGCCGACGCCGUUUUACAUCACAUUCUUGUCCUCUGUCAAUGCUACCGCACCCGGUCCCAACGCCGUUUUGGGUCGCCGUGACGCAACACCGACGGCUGCCGACGGCUUUCCGCUGCCAUCAGUCAACGCAGACGGUACAGGCGCGCCGGCUGUCAUGCACCCUUUGCCAAUCCAGCAACCUCUUCGCCUCUACGACCGCGGUCUGGCUACGGAACACUUUGGGUUCUACUCGUACUUUUCCAAGACCAUUUACGUGCAGUCCAUCGCGCCCGACUCCAGCCCGCUGGCUAGUGACGCCAACGGCGGCUCACUCGAAGUUGACGCCAACCACAUUGUGACCUUUCUGCAAACGCGGUUCCUGGUACAAAUUUGGACCCGCAUGGAAAACACGACGAAGCUGCUCAACACCAGUGCAGCGUCGACCAACAUCGGCAGCAAUGCCACACAGCCCGGCACGUUCCCAUACCCAAUCAGCAUCACCGAGGACCUGCACGGUGGUGACUUCUCACAAAAGGGCGUUUUUGCGCGCGCUAUGAAUGGUCUUCAACAAAUCCAGCUGACCAAUGCGUCAUCUAUCAUUGACAAUCUUUCAUUUGGUGGCACGCUCAUUAACCAUGGGACAAACCCGACCUUUGGCGGCACCGACGGCGGCACGGGCGGCUGCCAGUGCACAUGGAACAACUUUUUAGGAGUGAAUGGAAAUACUGUUGUCUGA